UUCCAUCUCAACCUCUCAAAGAAAUUAUUAUCCGAUAAUUUUCCCAACAGAUUUGAAUGGUAACCAAGGGAAUAAAGAGAAACACUACAUUCCUUAACGUUCCUCAAAAAUGUUAUCAUUCAUAAGGAAUAUGUUUUCCUCUUCAUUCCUUCUCAUUUCCUUUUUUUUGUAGAGAAUUAUAAUGCAAAUUUUGUUCUUUGUUAAUUUUGAUAAAGAACCCUCAUUCCUCAUCAUUCCCAAAUUUUUUAUUCAUAUUCAUUUUUUUCCUAUUCUUUUCUAAUGUUCCUCGAUGGUUACCGGUCACGACUUUAGUGAAACUAAUUAACUCAAGGUAUUUUUUUCAUGUCUGUUUUUAACAGUAACAAAUCACAGUAAUCACCAAAUAGACAAAAGUUAAUAAAAAGAGCUUGUAAAAGUUAAUAAAAAGAGCUGAAAUUUUAUAAAUAUCAACUAAGAUUCUAAGAAUAUUAAUGUUUCCUUGGUCACACAGGAAGAUCGAGGCAUACUCCACUCAGUACCAGAAGGUUUAUCAAAGAUAAAUACAAUAACCCUACAGUCUAUAUUAAAGAGAACGGUGAGAAUCUUUGUAUAGAUUUUUUUUCCUCUAAUAAAAUUUGGAUACGUUGUUAACUUUUAUUUGCUAUAAAUGAUUUCUAUAGGAAUUAAUGACUACGACGACGGUACAAAAUCACGAGAGGAUAUUCUCAAGGAUACAUUUAGGAUAAAGUACCACGAGGACCAUCUCGAACAACUCCACAAAGCUGUAAUGGAGGAUGGAUGUGACGUCAGAGGAUAUUACGCAUGGUCUUUACUUGAUAAUUUUGAGUGGGAGCAUGGAUAUUCUACUAGGUUCGGUCUGUAUUUUGUUGACUACGACAACAAUCUCGAGCGGUAUCCCAAAGAUUCCGUUAAAUGGUUCAAAGAAUUUCUCAGUAGAGUUAGCAAGAGUGGUCAGGAAAGAGAGGAAGAACAAGUAUGGGAUGUAACACGUGAGAGGUCAAGUCAGGAAAAGAAUAAUAAGACUCUUGACGAUCCAGAAGGUUUCGAGGCGUCAGUUAGCACGAUUAUGUAUCUCAUGACGAACGCAUCGAGAAGAAAAGAAGAAGAGAGAGAUCGUUGCACUUUCGAUAUUCCUUAUACUCGGUUGGGUUUGUUGUUGGGUUCCGAUGCUUUUUUUGGACCCUAGAAAAAUAUUUUGUUGAUAGCACUUUCGUCGCAAAACAUUAGUCGCUUAACUGAUUUUCCGCUAAUCUAAGAAUAUGAGAACAUCCAUAUUCAUAGUUUUUUUUUUUUUUUUUUUUUUUUUUUGAUUAACCUGGAGGGAUCUCAACCCCCAGAGGACUAACUCCUCGGCGCGAGGCAGCCCAUUUGUUACUAUGGGAAUUAGAUACCCAAUUGCCUGGCCAAACACUUGGGCGUAUCUGAGGGGGAGGAUCGAAUCCGCGGCCCUUAGGACCAACGAACUCGCCUCGCGCCACUCGACCACAAGCGCUUGGUUA
This is a messenger RNA of Brassica napus (rape), 1499 nucleotides long. RefSeq names its product beta-glucosidase 28-like. The coding region runs from base 647 to 1186 and encodes 179 amino acids. Gene Ontology annotation, molecular function: beta-glucosidase activity. Gene Ontology annotation, biological process: carbohydrate metabolic process. Lineage: Eukaryota; Viridiplantae; Streptophyta; Magnoliopsida; Brassicales; Brassicaceae. The transcript is spliced from 2 exons. The record is from RefSeq and is a predicted model, not a curated record.